This is a messenger RNA of Echinococcus granulosus, 4194 nucleotides long. Its product is annotated as Rho guanine nucleotide exchange factor. The record is from RefSeq and is a predicted model, not a curated record. Gene Ontology annotation, molecular function: guanyl-nucleotide exchange factor activity; protein binding. Bases 1 to 4194 code for a protein of 1397 amino acids. Lineage: Eukaryota; Metazoa; Platyhelminthes; Cestoda; Cyclophyllidea; Taeniidae. Gene Ontology annotation, cellular component: membrane. The transcript is spliced from 15 exons. Gene Ontology annotation, biological process: activation of GTPase activity.
AUGGACACCUCGGAGAAGGAACGAAUGCGCAUACGCAGGAAGAUGAUGCAAGCAAAGAUGACUGCUGCUGUGAGGAACCUUAAUCUCGGAAGAAACGAGAGCUACAUCCUCAACAGUGCCAUAGCUCUGGGCCACAAAAUUGACAGCAAAAUGCGUGCCCGCCUCUUGAAAGCCUGUAUGGCUAUGCAGCAGGCCCGCACCGAACAAUGUAAUGUAGCUGCUGUUACGGCCUGCUAUCGCAUCCAAACCUCGGCUAUUAUCUCUACUGGUCUUCCACUUUUCAUUGGGCCAUGGUGCUCCUCCUAUGUCACCAAGGGUACCGCGUGUCCAACUGGCGAAGCCCUAGAAAAUGCGAAAACGGAGUGUGGGAACAGUGGAUACAGUAUCGGUUUGAAAGAUGGAUUCGGGGCACAGUUCGCGGUGGCACAAUCAGGACUCCAACAAUUUGCUCAAAAUUUCCAAAUAGUAGUGGCAUAUAAAAAACUCAAGAGUGCGGCUGCGCAAAUAAGAGCUUUGCAGCACAACACGGAGGAUGCUAUUGAACAACUCGCAUACCUAACGUUGGAUGCCACUCGAGCAGUUUUCGCUAUCGCUCUUUUGUUUUCCACUUUGUUGAAAUUGUUGUUCAUUAGCCUUUUGCUUAAAACACAAAGUUACAUAUCAAAAUAUCUUAAGGACAUGGACUUUGACAACAUCUACGUUGGAGACGUAUAUGAAAAGAUAGAUGAAAGGCGGAAGAAUGAGUCACGAAUGUACCUACUACCACUGAAGUCUCAUGAGAGAAAAACUGUCUUUUGGCACAAAAUAGGUUACACAGGUCCUGAAUGGAUACGAGCAAUAAAGGCUGUAAUCAAGUCGGCUAUACUAGGAAUCGGUCUGACAAUGCUUUUUGCGGCGGAUAGUUACCUGCACAGUCUUAUGAUUGUUCUCGAUGUGGUUACACAAGGUGAUCUGAAGCUGGGUGGUAGCAGUGGACAAUCCGACACGUCGGCUGCUGCAAUGUUUCUCGCUGGCGAUGGUUUUGCUGCUGAGCUGAUAAAAGGUAUUCUAGACGGUUUCCUUAAUCUGAUGAACAUCGACCUCACCUACAAAUUGAGUGCCUGUGCUCCAAAAGUCAUUCUCUCUUCGCACGACUUACGAUUUCGGUUUGGUAUUUUAUGGUCAACACUGCUGCUACUCGGUAUAUUUUCGGGAUACUUGCUCCGAUUGCGUCACAUUGUUGCUGGUUUCUUUUACCCCAAUGCACAUCGGAGACGGCAAAUGCACUUGUAUAAUACAAUGUUGGCUAAUCGAGUAAGAGAUCUCAACACAAACAGAAACCUACUUGUUCAACGCGUCAAAGAAAAUCGCUUGCAGCACGAAGUCCGCCUGCUUUCCAAGCCACCCGUCCUUGCAGAGGUAGCUCCCAAACUAGCAAAAGUGCUAAAGCUAAGAAAGGGUACAUGUGUCAUUUGCCGUGAUACGCGAAAGCCGGGACCAGAGAUGUACAUUUGUCCCGUGGACGCCUGCGCCACUUGUCGUCAAUGCCAGCGCAGCAUCUCAAAUGAUCCCGAGUUUUGUGUCGCCUGCGUGGACCGCAACGAGGCUAGCAUCACCGAUACCCUUAAAAAAUUGGAGCAAAUGUACAAAAACAGACCACUUAAUUUGCAGAGAGAGGCCAUGUUGACCGACCAGCAGUGCAGGACUCUAAGUGCCUGCAUCACACUUGACUUUGCACCUCGGUGGUCUGCAGCUGUGGGCCUGAGGUUAGUUGUUUUGCGCGCACAGACCGUGCCGACGUUACAGUCUAUUCGACUUAUUCUCAUCUACUCUGUUGUGCUAGCACAGUUAAUGGUACGCACCCUGAAAAGAGGUAGUGUCUACACCAAUGGAUCAUUCAGUGCAAAAUCAUUCUUCGCAAAGAGUCUGGUAGCCGAGGAGGAUGAAUUGCAAGGAAAUGGAGACCGAAAGAAAGUUAUUUUGCGACUUGAGGAUGCUGAAAAAAAGUACGAUAAUAGGCUGUCAUUCAAGUCGAUAUUUGGAAAUGCGCCACUCUAUCAAAUCUAUGAUGAACACUUCAAGCGUAAGGAAAUUCGUCGUCUUCAUCAUCGACUUCGUGAGUCUAUUCGAUCGCUGCGCAGGAAGAGGGGUGACCAGCGCCCUUUGCGGCAGCCAAAAGCUAUCGUGUCGCCCCCCAAAUUCGGUCCAGAUGAUCAGUCCUCCUCCUCAUCCUCCAGCGGGGACGAGGAUGAGUUAAAGACACCGAGCUCGGCGAAGGCCUCCUCCUUCACCGUCAUCAAGCGCGACUUGUCGCGCAGGCGAUCCGACGUGGAACGCACCGCCAAGAUGGGUGAGAUGAACAGCGUGGCCAACGAGUUCUCCGGCACCGGACCUUCUCGGGUUCGCUGGUCUGAUAUGCUCGAGGUCGUCCGCCUCAAUCUGGCAGCUGGUCUCACUAAGGAGCAACGCAGUCUGCAGGAGGCUCGCUUCGAAAUAAUUACAUCGGAGGCUUCGUACUACAAGAGUUUAACGGUGCUCAUUGAUCUCUUUUACAAGGCACCUGUCUUCAAUCCAAUCGCUGCCAACGCUGUUAUCACGGAAUUCGAUAAGCAUCAGCUAUUCUCAAACAUCCUAAAUAUUCAUGUUACAAGUGAAAAUCUUCUUCAUUCAUUAGAAACUAGUUUUCGUAAAGACCCGAUGAUGGGUAACAUUUGUGAUAUUCUCUACGAACACUCCGAGACAAAGUUAUCUUACUAUGUCACUUACGUAAAAAAUCAAAUGUAUCAAACCCGGACGCUAAGUAAGCUCAUGAAUCGUCCAUCAUUUAAAGAGGCUGUUCAAAACAUCCAGAGUAUGCCGCAAUGCAGCGGCCUGGACCUGAAUUCCUUCCUAGUGCUCCCGAUGCAGCGGGUGAUGCGGCUGCGCCUCCUCGUGGCUGCGGUCAUCCACUACACCCCGCGCUCCUUGUCCGCCUACGAGAGCGGCCUCGUGGCUCUCGCCUCGCUUGAAAAGCUAAUUGCAGAAUGCAACUCACAAAAGGGUCACAUGGAGCAGAAGGAGCGUCUCGUCACCUUGUCGAGCCAAUUGGAGUUUAAGAGCAAUCUCAGAGCCGUUGGUACAGGCAGUCGAGAGCUGGUUAAAGAAGGGAAUUUGCGGCUACUGGAAUCAUCCAACUUGCCGAAUGCGGCCUUUAGACGGAAAUUUUCUGAGACUAUUAAAAACAAGCCUAUUCAAAUCACACUCUUCUUAUUCACCGAUAUUCUCCUGGUCGCGAAGAGGAAAGGAGAAAAGUACCUCGUUGAGGAUAUCAGUCCGGUGGAUGAUCUUCGGGUGACGAUUGAGGCGCUGCCGGAGGAUGAUAUGAUCAAGCGGACGGAGCUGAAAACGAAGAUUAACCCUGACGAUCCCUUCCACAUCGUUCCUAACAUCCGGCCUGACCGCUCCAUCUCGGUACGCCAGUCAGGCGAGUUGAUGAUAACGCGGCAAGGGAGCCACUUCCGCGAGCGUUCCCGUUCCCGUGGCGGCUCUUCUCGCCACCGCACUGGCGCUGGUGCAACUGGCGUUACCAGUAGUUCUUCCAUUGGUAGCGUUGGCGGGUUCUCUGAAGGCGGCGUCAGCUACAUCGGUUACCCCUUUAUCCUAACCUUCCAAUCCACCGACUUCACCAUUGUCGACUAUCACUUCUUGUGCGAUACUCUGUCCCAACGCGAGAGAUGGGUGGAUGCACUUCAGCCAGACUACUACAGUGUUCCAUCUGAAAUAAGCUAUGAUACUUGGGAUUGCCCGCAAGUCAUUGCAAUUGUCAGUUACGGGGCGACAGAACGAGAUGAACUUGAUCUCAAGGAAGGUGACCUAAUGAACGUCAUCGUGGAAUUAUCAGACGGCUGGUUGAAGGGCGUGCUCCCCGAUGGUCGGGCGGGCUGGGUGCCGAAGAGCGUCUGCCAGCACGUCGAGGAUCCACAGGCGCGUCGGCAGAACAUGAAGAACUUCUUACUCUCCGAGGAGGCUCAGCGCGCCUAUCAGAAGCGUAAACAACAGGAAAAGCGGGUUGAUAUGUUUGUCCGAGUGCACGAUUUACGCGGCACAUCGCAUGAUAUCAGGCAAUUCGUCUAUUCCAGUUGCCUUGGUUGCAGUGAAAAUGGUGCUGGUAUUAUUUACAAUGGGAACGAUUCAAAUGAAUCAUCACAAAUUGCAGGUUAUCGUAUUGCCGCCUAA